AAUUGAGCGUGCACGUGACGUUACGCACGGAAUACUUGGGGCUCUUUUGUUCCGAUGUAUGCGUUAACUACAGGGACAUGACAGUUGCCCUUUGGAGAAGCUAAAUGACUCCAUGGCACAGUGACGACGAGAGGUUUUACGCAUGACACGUCCAGGCUUUGCUUGCAGGCCUUUUCGGUUUACAAAACGAAACAAUGCCUUUAAAACGCAUGAGAGAAGAGCUCGCGGUUCUAUGAAACAAUCCGUCUCUUUCUAAUCAUUUAAUUUAAUCUCUCUUGUUGCAAAAACAAAUCACUGCAUUUUUACGCACGCAUAACUCCUCUUUGCUCUGUUAAACAUCACACUCAGCGCGGAGGUUUUAUCUUGAUGAACUCAGUGCUGCGUGGCGAGGAAAGGUCAACGUCACGGGUACGGAACCACGCACGGAGCAGAGCACCUGCACGCCAGGUGAGUUCUUCCCGGUGCCAGGAACCAGAACUAAGCAGACCUGAACUCCAAGAUGAGGUGAUUCAUCUCGACCGGUCUGAAGAGACACUCAUACCAUCAGUUAUGAUAAAAUGUGCUUCUUCUCGUUCUUUUUUUCUUUUCUUGCUGGGAUUUAUAACAGACUUCUUCAACAUAAACCCGCUCAGUUUACCUCUGUUUGGUGUCUUAUAGCUGUAAUAUUUCAAGAGACACGACACAGUGGUGAGAAAUAUUAACCUGUAACUCUUUAUGUUUUGAUCAUUAGUUGAAUUAAAGAGGAAUGCCGCCUCUUGCUGCAGUCUUUCACUGUGAACGUUAUUGCACAAUGAUUUUGUGUUUGGCACGUUUGACUGCUUCCAUAAACGUCCUCUCUACUGUUUACACGUCUUCAUCUAUUAACUCUGCCUGCGGUGACACUGUAAGCUGGGAGCAAACAGCAGCCUUGUUUUGUUCUGCUGUGUGGUCUCUUGUAUGGGUUGGGAUAAGACGACGACGUUCAUGGAAAACUUGGAGGAGGGGAGGCGGGGGGAUCCAUAUCCUUUAGGCUUCUCUGCAACUUUACGCACGUGCCAAGAGCGCCAUUCCAUUCCAGGUUCAAUCAAUAGAACCUCUAAUGACGUUUUCCGCUUUUUGCGCACGACUUGACCCGUUUUCCAACCUGGCAAGCAGGACAGCAAAGAUUUAAGUUAGAGCUGGAUGUUUGUCAGCCUCAGCCGUUUUGUUUUUCAGCUCAACAUGCGGCUCGGUGAUUAGUGGACACGUUCCGAGCUGUUGCGUAUUGAUGUGUAAUAUAGAUUGUAUGUGUGUGUGUGUGUGUGUGUUGCGGCGGUCACUCCCUGUGUGUUGCAGCUAAUUUCUUCCAUUAUGAUAUUGCAUCCGGAGGGAAACCCCGUCGGCCAUUGGACUUCUUGACAUCACAUGGACCCGAGGUCACGUGGUUCGCGAAGCAAUGGGAGGGAGGAGGGAGUGGGGUGGGGUGACUUUCUUUUUUUUUCUCUUUUUUUUUUUUUUGGUGUAAAUCUAGACAGUAAUACCGCGCCAAUAAUUCACGGUGCCUCGUAAAAAGUCGACAUCAAAGCGCCCCGGGCCUACAAAUCACCGGCACCAAAUUAUGAGUUCGCUCGACUUCGCCAACGCGCUGUUUUCCAAAUACCAACAAACCGCUGCGAGCUGCUCCGCUCUGCUCUUCACAGACUCUCCAACUUCUCCCUGCCCGUCUUCCUCUGUUGCUCCUGCCGUGUCUUCUUCGUGCGCCCUCGUGUCCAGCGGAUAUCAGCUCCAUGUCUCCGGUGGGAAAGGGAGCGAAGGGCUCCCUCCCUCCCUGUCUUCUCCUUCCUCCUCCUCCUCCUCCUUUCCCUCCACCUCCUCUUCCUCAUCGUUCUGUUUGUCUCUGCCGGGAUUAAACCGGAGCAGCGGGGUUACUAGACCCGGCGCGCAUCCUUUCAACCCCGCUGAAAUGCUCGCAGGAGGGGCGUAUAGCGCGUCUGGAGCCGGGCCGCUGUGCUCCUCUCUGCAGGGAUGCGCUAUGGAGAGAUUCUCCGGUCGGCCUCGGUUAUGCACGGUGAGCUCGAGGCUCCCUGAGCCGGCCUGCAGGAGGCAGAGUAUCCCGGAGCAGCACCACCACCAGCAGCAGCAGAGGCAGGAGGGGCUACCGAUUUACCCCUGGAUGAGAAGCUCAGGUGCCGACAGAAGGCGCGGGAGGCAGACGUACACGCGUCACCAGACCCUCGAGCUGGAGAAAGAGUUCCACUUUAACCGGUACCUCACGCGGCGGCGGCGCAUCGAGAUCGCUCACGCGCUCUGCCUCACGGAGAGGCAGAUCAAGAUCUGGUUCCAGAACCGGAGGAUGAAAUGGAAGAAGGAGAACAAGGGGACGGAGAGCGGCUCACCGACAGCAGCUUUGCCGACCGCUGAAGAAGAAGAAGAGGAGGAGGAGGAGGAGGAGGAGGAUGAAGAUGAGUGAUAAUAUGUAAUAACUGUACAGGACACUUUAAGACAACAAACCGUUUAUUCUUCAGCUAUUGAAUAAAAUGUGACCGUUUCAUCCUCCAGCAAACAACUGCCAGUAUGAACACCAGGCAUUUAAAAUAUAUAUUACAUUACAAAUAAUUCAAGGUGGUUAAACUACCAACCUCACUAUAUAAACAUCAGAUUUUUGAACAUAAUCAUGGUGUGUUCCAGUUGAGCGCUGGAUAUUCAUACAGAAAUAUUAAUGUGAUAUCUGCAACAAAAAGGGACAAAGUAGCUGCUGAUUUACUUAUUGAAACAAGCAUUUGUGUGGAUACAAAGCGUAUUGUUAGUGUUUAUAAUAAAGCUGCAGUGCAAGGUGAGCCAUGCAGGGCUGAAAUAUUUACUGAAUGUUAUUAGAAUAUUAGACUAAAGAGCAUUUAUACUGAGCUCCACCGUGAGAACGCCAGCCAUGAACGAAUAUUCUUUUUGCCUGCACGCAGUUUUCUGAAUAUUUCAGAAGAAUAUCACAAAAUUCUACAUUUUACUAAUUUUACUUUGGACAUUUGUUACAAUAAUCUCCCUCAUGGUUUAAAUAUCUCAAAGCCGUCUCUACUUUCUAGUGUUGUUUUGUAUUCUAGUUUUUUAAAUUUUUAUUUAAAAUCAAUUAGAACCACAAAUAUUAAAAGCCCUAAACAAGCCAACAUGUUUAAUAUCUCAUGACUUCAGCGUCCUCAGUGUUACUUUACAGCUGUGACUGCUUACUUGUGUUUUAAGAAUCCUUUUCUUUUCUUAGAUUUCAGUUCUAAGUGCUGCUGCUCAGGAAGUACACUGCCGAAACUCCUGAUGUAAUCAUUCAUAUCAAACCUGCACCAUGUAUUCGAUUAAUCGACAGUGAGCGGAUUUUAAAAUAAGAUUCUCUGGCUCAUCACAUCACAUUAAAACUGAGCCAGUCACUUCCUGUGUGUCAUUUCUGGUGAUCAUGCUUUUAAAAAAAUAUAAUCAUAGGCUCAUUUUUGUCGUUGUUGUUUUCUGUGUUUGAUCUGAUGUUUUCAUUUUGUGUGAGCUUCGUGGGUUCAGACUAAAAUGCACUAUUUUGUUCUUGAGUAAAUCAAUAAUAAUAACAAUAAAAAAAAGUGAAGUGAGCUUGUUGUCACAUCUCUCAGUCUCACUUUCUUCUGGAAACAUAAACGGCAGCUAAAAACUAGUUUUAUGACUACAGUGAGUGUGGACUGUCAGUGAGAGUAACACACACAGGUCAGGACAAUGACAAGUCAUCAUUA
Molecule: messenger RNA, 3695 nt
Organism: Larimichthys crocea (large yellow croaker)
Lineage: Eukaryota; Metazoa; Chordata; Actinopteri; Sciaenidae
Gene: hoxb7a
Product: homeobox B7a
Exons: 2
Coding region: 1577-2428 (283 amino acids)
Biological process (GO): anterior/posterior pattern specification; negative regulation of transcription by RNA polymerase II
Cellular component (GO): nucleus
Molecular function (GO): DNA-binding transcription factor activity, RNA polymerase II-specific; RNA polymerase II cis-regulatory region sequence-specific DNA binding
Source: RefSeq, a predicted model, not a curated record